Aspergillus bombycis is the source of this 1968-nucleotide messenger RNA. Its product is annotated as transcription factor domain-containing protein. Gene Ontology annotation, cellular component: nucleus. The transcript is spliced from 3 exons. The record is from RefSeq and is a predicted model, not a curated record. The coding region runs from base 1 to 1968 and encodes 655 amino acids. Gene Ontology annotation, molecular function: sequence-specific DNA binding; zinc ion binding. NCBI's taxonomy places the organism in Eukaryota, Fungi, Ascomycota, Eurotiomycetes, Eurotiales, Aspergillaceae. Gene Ontology annotation, biological process: DNA-templated transcription; positive regulation of transcription by RNA polymerase II.
AUGCCAAGUUAUUUGAAUUUUCUUGAAUCGGAAAACCAACGCUUGAAAGAGCAGUCAGCUUCCUCGGCCAACGCGACCGAAGCCGACCAUGAUGCCGAGCCAGAGCCGGUGCCACCUGCAGACGCGCCGGACGAGAGCAAUACCAGUGUGCGCAAUCCCUUGAUCGGCGACCGUGCAUGGUUUCACCGCUACGAUCCAUCUACACCUCCACUUUUCAUAGGGGAAGCGGCCUGUACAGCAUUUGCGACCCGCUUUCGCCGAUUUCUGACGGGGAACAAUGCCUUGCCUCAUAUCCCUCGGACGCAGUAUGUCAAGGAAGAGCAGAUCGCAGAGGCCAGUGCUACCAAUGUCCAAUGGCCCAGUUUUCACCAGGCUCGAUUGCUGGUCAAGAUCGCCUUACGUCAGGUCGGCUCUAUAUAUCAUCUUGUUCUUCGCAAAUCGACGUUGGAGAAGCUCGAGGAGAUAUAUCGAACGGGCGACUUCGACUGCACUAUCAAUCAAUGCAAGUUCUUUGCUCUGUUCGCGUUCGGGGAAGCUUACUCAAUGAGAGCCGAGCCCUCAUCUGGGUCCCGAGUGCCGGGGACCUCGUAUUUUGCGCGCGCCUUGAGCUUGGGGCAAGUUUUGCCCGAACGAACAAGUAUCACACACCUAGAGACUCUAUUGCUACUGUCCCUGUUCUCUUACUACCUUAACCGACGUCAUUCGGCCCUGGUGUUAAUAGGAACCGCCUUGCGCCUGGGGCUGUCGAUUGGGUUGAACCACAAUAUUCCUGAAUCGCAGCUAAUCGACCCCGUGGAGCGUCAACACCGGAUCCGGAUAUGGUGGACGAUAUACAUCUUCGAUCGCAUGUGGGGAUCUAAAAUGGGCCAUCCGUCGCAGAUCUCCGACGAUGACAUCCACUUGGACAUGCCCUCCAAUAUCAGCCCAGUACAGCUGCAUGAGGAACAAUUCACAGAUACAGAAUAUCUGGCAGCUAAUGUCAAACUUGCUCGAAUCGUGGGCGAGACCAUUGCAAAGCUAUAUAGUCGACGAAAAUAUAGCGAGACAUUUCUACAACGGGUGCAGAAACUGCUGAAGGCGUUGAAAAACUGGGUGGAAACGCUACCGGAACAUCUUCGCCUUAACGACGACGAUCCGGGGGCCUAUAUGAAACAUAUCAGCUCUCUACAUCUUUCUUUCAACCAGUGCGUCAUACUGACCACUCGGCCAACGCUCCUACACCUUCUCAUGAAACUCAACGAGGCCAACUCCCCAAGCACCAACCACGAAAGUAUCUCUCAGCCCGUCCUAACCCUCGGCGAAGCCUGUAUCCACGCUGCCCGCCACUCACAUACCCUCAUCCUGACCAAAUGGAUCAACGGCUCCCUCCCAGUAUUCGGCUACUUCCACGCACACUAUCUCUUCUCCUCGGCGCUCGUACUCGCCAUGUCCAGCUUCCUUCCAAUCGGCAGCCCAUCCGACCUGGGAGCAUUCGAGUCCGGUCUGGAGGUGCUCCGGUCUAUGAGCGAGAACGGGAACCUAGCGGCAUCCGAGUUCUACCACAACCUAGAACAGGUGAAGCAGUGUCUCGACCUACGUAAAUCAAAAGAACCCAGAUCCACUUCGAUCGCCGGCCAACCAAGCACCACCGCAUCAGGCUCGGGCCCAACGAUCCCGUCUACCCUCCCCGCGACGGUGUCCGCAGUGACCCCCGCCACGACCGUCCCUGUUCCCCCUUUACUCACAACAGCGGAGGCCGACCUGAUCAGCAAUAACCCGGGGUAUAGCCAUGCUCAAGGUAGCAAUCCCACCGUACCCCCAGGCAACCUGACCUUCCCAACGACCGCAGGCGGAAUCACAACAGCAAUGGCGUUCCUCGAACCAACGAUGCAGGACUUCCUGGCUCAAUCGGACUUUGAUCUGGGAUUGCUACAUCCCGUAGAUACAUUCAUGAACGACGAGAAUCUGUACACAUGUCAUGGCUUAUAA